This is a messenger RNA of Fundulus heteroclitus (mummichog), 1651 nucleotides long. RefSeq names its product threonine aldolase 1 (gene tha1). Gene Ontology annotation, molecular function: L-allo-threonine aldolase activity. The transcript is spliced from 7 exons. The record is from RefSeq and is a predicted model, not a curated record. Gene Ontology annotation, biological process: L-threonine catabolic process; glycine biosynthetic process. Lineage: Eukaryota; Metazoa; Chordata; Actinopteri; Cyprinodontiformes; Fundulidae. Gene Ontology annotation, cellular component: cytosol. Bases 228 to 1505 code for a protein of 425 amino acids.
AAGCCAACACGUUGAUAGUUUUUAUGACACCAAAACGUGUUUUCCGUCAACAUGGUUGGGUGUUGGCGCCCCCUGCCGGUGAAAAUGGCUCAGUGCAUUGGAUUGUGCAGAUUGGUAAUCCAUUAGUCUCCCCUUGAACGUCAGUCAAUGAUUAUCGACUCCAGCACGACUGAUUCAAAGUUCAACAUAUAAAAACAUGCAGAGAAGAUGACUAAAACAGGAGCAUCAUGUUUCUGAAAACAUUUGCCUGCAGAGUUUUGGCCUCGUUUCCUCGCUGCGGCGUCGUUAUUCCCAGGAAGCCGCGAUAUAAGGCUUUGGGACGGAGCUCCGAGCGGGGCUACUACAACACCGGGAAGCCUGGCUGCCCUGCACCGGGCGGAGCGGCUCACGUGCGGGUGGUGGAUCUCCGCAGCGACACGGUGACCAAGCCGGGAGCGGCGAUGCGCCAGGCCAUGGCGGAGGCCGAGGUCGGAGACGAUGUGAUGGGGGAGGAUCCGACGGUGAACGAGCUUCAGAAAAUUGCAGCAGAAAUGUUUGGGAUGGAGGCCUCCCUGUUCGUCCCCUCCGGGACCAUGAGUAACCUCAUCGCAGUGAUGGUGCACUGCAGGGAGCGCGGCGACGAGAUGAUUGUGGGGGAUCUGUCCCACCUGCACGUCUACGAGCAAGGGGGCAGUGCUCAGCUGGCUGGUGUCCACGCCACCACUGUGACCACCCGUCCUGAUGGGACGUUCGACUUGGUGCAGCUGGAAUCCAAGAUCCGCCACGGUUACCCGGACCCCCAUUACCCACGCACACGCCUCAUAUGCCUGGAGAACACGCACAACAUCCAGGGAGGACGAGUGUUGCCUCUGCCCUUCCUGCAGGAGGUUCGCGAUCUGGCAGACCGUUACGGCCUGUCGGUUCACACGGAUGGAGCGAGGGUGAUGAACGCCGCCGCGGCCCUCGGCGUCCCUCCGUCCACCGUGCUGCAGCACACUCACACAGUCAGUGUCUGCCUCUCCAAGGGUUUGGGCUCCCCGGUGGGUACCGUCCUCGCCGGGCCUCGGGACUUCAUAUCCAGAGCUUUGCGUUGCCGUAAAGCCUUAGGCGGGGGGAUGCGGCAGGCCGGCGUUCUUGCGGCAGCUGGAAAACUGUCUUUGCAGGAGAUGGUAGGAAGGCUAGAGGAAGAUCACUGUAAUGCCAGAACAUUUGCUCUUGCCCUGCUAGAGUGCGAGCCCGCCCUGUUCGCCGUGGACAUGUCCGCCGUGGAGACAAACAUCCUGCGCUUCAGAAUCAAGGAUCCUGCUUUGAGUCCCCAGGAGUUCUGUGCACGCAUGGGUCGGGUCGGGGAAGGGGAGGAGGCGGCUCUGGGGCAGGGCGUCCAGGUUCUCAUGUACCCUCAUUAUGAGAACUCCAUCAGGGCCGUGUGGCAUCUCGGAAUAUCGCCUGAAGACACCCAGCUGGCUGUCAGGAAGAUGCAGUUUGUGGCUGCUCAGCACUUAAAGGAACACGUCAAGACCCAGUAGAACCUGAUAACAAGGUCUGUUCAAAUAUUUAAGGAGUAACCUUGGGAAGGACUCGCAUAUGUCCAAGAAAUGCAACUGGAAGGGGUUUUUAAAUGAUGAUGUUUAGUUUAAUUGCAAAUAAAACAACUUUCUUAUCUUUCAUUAAC